GAGUUGAUCUCCUCCCCGAGUUGCACCGAUGGGUCCCAGGAAGUUUCUCUUGGCCUCCAUUACUACCGUAUCAGUUCUUCUUUACAUGUUUCCGCACGCCAGUUCGGAGUCCGUAGCCCUCCCUCCCGAAUCGGCCUAUGGCCCGGCCGCAGAGAGUCCGGACGCCGGUGCGCGGGAUCUCAGCCCAGUGCCGCCGCCGAUGGUAUUCGACGUCGACGACUACGGCGCCUCGGCCGGCGGCGACGCCACCGAGGCGUUUCUCGCGGCGUGGAAGGACGCCUGCAACUCCUCCUCCGACCCGUCCCUGCUCCUCGUGCCCGAGGGGAAGGCCUACCUCCUCAUGCCCGUCAGCUUCACCGGCCCCUGCAGGGCUACCACGAUCACGGCAAUGAUCAGGGGAACGCUGGAGGCGCCGUCGAACCGGUCGGUGUGGCUGGGCGGGGACCGGGAGCGGUGGAUCACGUUCGAGGACGUCGACAGCCUGCACGUCAUGGGCGGCGGGACGCUCAACGGGCACGGGCAGGAGUGGUGGAUCAACUCGUGCAAGGUCAACAAAUCCAUGAAAUGCGUCGCCGGCCCGACGGCCCUGUACUUCAGGAGCUGCGACCAUCUGGUGGUGGACGACCUGGAGGUGAAGGACAGCAUGCAGAUGCACGUCGUGAUCGCCAACUGCUGGAAAGCCGCCGUCUCGCGGCUGUUCGUCACCGCGCCGGGGUGGAGCCCCAACACCGACGGGAUCCACGUAUCCAACAGCAGAGAGGUGUCCAUAACCAACUGCAUCAUCAGCACAGGUGAUGACUGCAUAUCCAUUGUGUCUGGCUCUGAGUUUGUGUGGGCAUCAGGCAUAUAUUGUGGGCCGGGCCAUGGAAUAAGCAUUGGCAGCCUAGGAGCGAACAAAUCGCGGGCCCAUGUCUCUGACGUGCUGGUGGAGAAGGCCACGCUGGUGGGCACAACCAACGGUGUGCGGAUCAAAACAUGGCAGGGAGGAGAAGGGUCUGCAGAGAGGAUUAUUUUCCAAGACAUAAAGAUGUACAAUGUCACUAACCCUAUCAUCAUUGACCAGAACUACUGUGACUCCAAGAAACCAUGCUCCGAAGAGGAAUCAGCUGUUGCCAUAAGUGACAUACGCUACAACAACAUACACGGAACCAGUUCAUCGAAAGUCGCGGUGAAAUUCAUUUGCAGCAGCGCUGUCCAUUGCGAUGGCAUAGUGAUGCAAGAUGUUUCUUUGGUCGGGCAAAAAGGGGCCUACCUUAAAUGUUCCUCCGUGAACGCCAGAGUUAUAACACCAGGAUUCAACUACCCUUAUUGCACCGCGGACAUGUAGUUUGUUUUUCUAGUAGUACUACACAAGUUUUGCCCAUUUUAUACUCUGUUUUAUAGAGGGUGUUUAGCCCAGGGGUACUUUUUAGGGAGUUUUGGUAAUAUUUACUAGUCCAAAAGUACCCUCGGCACAUGGGCGGCACUAGGAGUAUUGUUGGGUCUUCAUGUGAAUACCCAUGACUUUUA
Molecule: messenger RNA, 1509 nt
Organism: Triticum urartu
Lineage: Eukaryota; Viridiplantae; Streptophyta; Magnoliopsida; Poales; Poaceae
Source: RefSeq, a predicted model, not a curated record